UAUUUCGAUUUUUCGAUAUUCGUGAAAUCGGUCAGACUGUCAGACAUAACCUAAAAAAGCUAAAAUCUAGUGCUCAACAUUUUUACUAAUUUGUAUUGUAGAUUAUAAAUGUAAUUAUGUAAUUCUACGUAGUUUAUUUUUAUCAUAAAAACCUCUUCUCUCUUAUUGAUUUUUAAUUGUUUACAUAAGAGUGAAUUCUAUAAAAUAAAAGUACCUAUCUAUUAUUAUUGUUAACCUUACCGUGUUCAAAAUGAGUGCGCUGUUCCAAAGACUCACUACUACACUGUCGUCAAUGUUUCAAACACCUUUUAGUACCAUUCUGGCUCAGGGCAAGCACUCGUUAGAGUACAUGCACAGACGAGGUCCUGUCACCAAGUACCGUCCCAACAAAAACCCGAUCAUGAGCAAGCCGCAGGCGAAGGGCAUUGUGUUGAAGGCGCUCAUAAAGAAGCCAAAAAAGCCCAACUCGGCGAACCGGAAGUGCGUUCUGCUCCGACUCAGCACCGGAAAGGAAAUGGUGGCGUUUGUGCCGGGCAUUGGGCACAACCUUCAGGAGCACAACGUUGUCCUUGUCGAGACGCACAAACUGAAAGACACGCCCGGAGUCAAACUCAGGUGCAUUCGCGGCAAAUACGAUCUGCCGCAUGUUAUCAAACCUAAACAGUAGGGAUGGUUACUAGUCAUUUAGUUGUUUUCAGGUUAGGCUGGUCACUAAAGUAACGUUUCACAUGUCUGGUACAUCUGUAUAAAGUCGAAAACCUGAACGUCUAAUGCUAAUCUGGGGGACAGCCAGGUUAUAAUAUAAGUUGUGAUUCUAUAAAAUACAAGUUAUAACUCAAUAUUAUAACAGUUACGAUAUAAUAUUACUCAAAUCAAAUUUAUUUCCUCAGAAAUACAGCAAAAAUAUCAGCAUUUACAAAUUAUACAUUAAUAAUUUUCAACUUAAUUUCAUUUAAUUAUAUGAAAAUAAAACAAACCUGAAUCAAUUUGACAAAGAAUUCAAAACAAUGCUAGGUUAUUGAAUUAAUCUUAAGUUACUGUAAUAAUAAAUAAUAAAGGGAAAAGUUUAGAUAGGCAACAUCUGUCUGUGCGUAAGCUAGAAUUGAGUUUAUUGAAUUGAAUUUGAAUUUAUUUGUUUCCAACAAAAUACAAGCAUACAAUGUGCAUUUAUACACAGCAUACAAAUAGAAUAAGUAAAGUUCACAAUUACUACUGAAACUACGCUCAAUUGAAUCUUAAGGUUUGAGAGUAUUAUAGGAAAAUUUAAAAAGGAAAUGAAUGAAGGAAGGAAAGUCAACUGUUAUUAUAUAAGGGAUUCUAUAAAAUACAAGUUAAAUUUUUACUUGUAAUUUGACUGUAAUCUAACACUUUGAUUAAUGAACAGUUCAAAUAGGAAACUUCGAGGAACUUCAUAGGAACCUAAUGAACAGUUUAAUAGGAAACUUUGACAUUAAAGGGGUAUAUCACUCCUUCACACUCUAAUUGUGCAAUGCCCAUGCACUGUUAAGGUAUCACUCUGCUAAACUUACAUUGAGAUCUGGUGGCUUCUUCCUUUUCAGUCUCCUCACUGUGUUAGAGUUGUCAAUGAGGUGUAGACAAAUAUAUAAGUUAUAACUUGAUAUUAUAAAAUUUAUAAUAUAAAUUUUAUAAUGUAAGGCUGUGGCUUCCCAAUGCAUGUAGGUCUGCAAAGUCUGCAGACGAAAAUCUGUUGCACAGAUGAACUGAGAAGAUUCAGGGCCAGACCAUAUUAAGCAUUUUAUCAAGUGCUUUUUCAGGCGCCAAUCCAAUCAGCCAAUCGGAGAGCUUUCUGUUUUGCCGACUCUAGAAAACGCCUGAAAAAAGCGCUUAAUAUGGUCUGGCCCCUAUUUGUUUUUCGGACAUGUGAUACAUAACAUUAGUGGCCGGCCUUACGUUCAUAAUGUGAGUUUUAACAGACUAUGGACUAGUUUUGUGAAUUCAAAUUGAUAGUUUGUUGAAGAUAUAUUGUGCAUUUUUGUUAUAGAUAAUAAAAUAAGACUAUAUAAAACUGUGUUGGAGAUAAAUCUGAUUUUGUUUUCGAUUAUAAAAAAUAGCAUACUACUAUC
Molecule: messenger RNA, 2084 nt
Organism: Nilaparvata lugens (brown planthopper)
Lineage: Eukaryota; Metazoa; Arthropoda; Insecta; Hemiptera; Delphacidae
Product: 40S ribosomal protein S12, mitochondrial
Exons: 3
Coding region: 251-667 (138 amino acids)
Biological process (GO): translation
Cellular component (GO): ribosome; small ribosomal subunit
Molecular function (GO): structural constituent of ribosome
Source: RefSeq, a predicted model, not a curated record